Galendromus occidentalis (western predatory mite) is the source of this 4995-nucleotide messenger RNA. Its product is annotated as myosin heavy chain, cardiac muscle isoform. The record is from RefSeq and is a predicted model, not a curated record. The transcript is spliced from 19 exons. NCBI's taxonomy places the organism in Eukaryota, Metazoa, Arthropoda, Arachnida, Mesostigmata, Phytoseiidae. Bases 1 to 4995 code for a protein of 1664 amino acids.
AUGAGCGCCAAACAGGCGGCGGCCUGCACCGGUUUCAUACCGGGAAUGGUUCGGCCUACCAGGUGCAAGAAGUGUUUCGGAGACAUCAGCGACCACAAACCAAAAGAACCGGUGCUGCGACGGAAAAGCGUCAAAGACGAAGAAGCAAAUGCCUCAAAUGGACCUUCGUCGAGGAGUCGAGGCAACAGUAUCGCCGGCCCUUUCGAAGUGAUCACCAACUCGGAUUCGGGCAACUCGGCGGAUGUGGAGUUCAUUUUGAAAGUUAAGAAUGCGACUGGCAUUCGAAGACAGAGCGAUGAUGCUCGAUCCGUAUCGACUGUGGACACGAUGUGUACCGCUACAACGGACACCACAGAUACGACCCUCCAAUUCCAGGACAGCUAUGAGGACCUCGUAGAUAUGGUCAAUGGUCUGAAGAAACAACUCGAGGCCGCAGAGCAGCGAGCCACGAACCUCGAGAAAGAAAAGUCUGAGCUCUUGCAAAGGAAAACAGCUCCUUCGGCGGACGACAAGAAGAACCUCGAUAAGACAGCGUCCGAAAUGCUUCAGCUCCGCACUAAACUCCAUGAAAUGAUGUCAACCAACGAAGAACUCAAGGACGAUAAUAAGGUCAUGAGCUUGCAAGUGAAGGAGCUGGAAGCUGAACUGGAAACAUUGAAGGACACGAAGCAGAAUUCCAGGGAGGAGCUAGUGUCUUUACGCAGCAAAUUGUCGCAAGCGGAGGCACUGUGCGAGGAAAUUAUGGAGGAGAACGAACGCUACAAGAAAGAAACUCGUGAUCUCGAACAACAAAUCGAAGAGCUGCACGACAACUUCAGAGAAGACCACAACAACGAGUUUCUCGAAGUGAAACGGGAUCUCGACGCGUCGCAGAAGAACUGCCGGGUGCUUCAAUUCAAGCUCCGGAAAGCCGAGAAGCGUGAAGAACAAUUAGAGCUCGAGAAAUCUCAACUGGAAGAGAGCAUCAAAGAGUUAGAGAAGACCACGAGGACUCAUGUGGACAAAACCAAAAUGCGUAAUCUGGAAGAGGAGCUCCGGAUCGCUACAGAACUCAAUAAACGUCUUUCCAAGGAACAGUCGGAGAGACCGAAGAGUCUGGGAGGGGACGAGUAUGAGCGGCUCAGGCGAGACCUACUCGAUAGCAUGGAGCGAGAAACGGACGUGAAGGAACAACUCAAGUAUUCGGAAGAGGAAAAUCGUAACGCUAGGAAGAAGCUAGCGCAGCUGGAACAAGAAAACGAGGUUUUGAUAAUGCAGGUCCAGAAAAUGACGCAAGGCGGCGCAUCCUCAGGGGAUCAUAUGACGACCGAAGAGCUAAAGGUCCAGCUGGAAAUUCAGGAGAAGGAGAUACUCGUCGCUCGUCGACGGAUGGAAGAGCUGGAUCAGAAGAACGAUGCUCUCCAGAAGGAGGUCAAAACUCUCGAAGAGAAGCUCAUCAACAUUCCAACUAUGAAAUUCGAUUUGUCCAAGUUGCCGCCUGGAUCGGACAAGACUUUGUCUGGUCAAAAAGUCAAGUUGCUAGAGAUGGAAGCGAGAGAACUCCGAGCCAAAGUCAUCGAGAAGGAAAGAGACAUCGAGAGAUUGAACGCAGAGCUUCAGGUUCAGAAGAAGAAGGUAUCGAAGCAGAUGAUGGUUCGGAGUCGAUCCCUCGACGGAGAUCUUCAGGGUAAUCCUCAGGUUGAUACGAAGAAAAAACUACAAGUUGUCGAAGAAGAGGCCAUGAUGCUGAAACAAAAAGUCGCCGACCUCGAAGCAGAAAUUGAGCGGAUAACUGAGGAGAAUAAACGACUGCAAAUGCGUGCUUCCCGAAGACCCACUCCGAGUCCAGCCGAUCAACUCCAGCUGGAGAACAGUGAAUUGAAGUCGAAGCUCGAUGAGCUCGAGAAGAAGCUGGCGGAGGUCAAUGCGACUCGCAGAGGCUCCUUGGGGAAACCGCCCAGCGGCUCCGAGAAGGAACAGAUGGAUGCCCUCAAGAGAUCGCUCAAGUCCAAGGAAGACCAAAUCAAAGCUCUAGAAGAGAAAGCUCGACACCUCGAGGGUGAAGUGAACCGUGUCAGUGCAGAGAACAAGAAGCUGGUGGAUUCUUCCGGCUACCAACGGAGACCACCGAGGAUCAUUCGAGAGAUGGCAACUGCGAGAGAACUCCGAGAAAUCAUCAAGGAUCUGGAGGAUGAGAUCGCGGAUCUCCAAAUGAACCUCAGGAGCAGCGAGAUCACCAAAGAUGGCAAAAUAUCGGACCUGAAUAAGGAGCGAGCUCGCUUGCGCGAGGAAUUAGGGAAAAUGGAGGCUCGUCUUCGGAGCGGUACGACAUCGAGUGGCAACGACGACAAACUCCGCUUGCUCACCCAACAAUUAGACACACUGAAUCAAACGGUCAAACAAUUGCAAGCCAAGCUGAAAGAGGCUCAGGUCGAACUUGCCUCCAAAACCAAGGCCAUCGAGAGCUCGCACUUGCUCAACAAGAAAUUGGACCGAGAAGUUCAGCAGCUGAAGGAAGAGCUCGAUGUAGCGCGGAGCUCGCGACCCGGCGGCGAUCGAGACAAAGAGCGACGGAUCAGGGAAGAGUACGAGAAGAAAAUCGAGCGAGCUGUUCAGGAAGCCAAACAAAGUCUCUCCGAAGAGGUCGAAACAUAUCGACGCAAAAUCCAAACGGUCCAAGCGCAGCUCGAUCAACGAGAGGAAGAGCUCAAGAAAGAGGCGGAGAAGAUUCGCAGUAUGACGCAAUCGUUCAGAAAGGAUAAAGACGAUUGGAACACGAAAAUCACGGAUUUGGAGGAAAAACUUAGGUCCGAAGUUCGUCGUCGGGAACGGCUCGAGAGGGAUCAUGAGAAUGAACUCAAAGCGAAAGCAGAAGAAGUCAAUGAUAUCCAGAACAAAGUAUUCUCAAUGGAAAGAGAAUAUCGGCGACUUCAAGGGAAACUAGACGAUGGGGAGCAUGCUUCCAAUCAACAAAUCAAACAAUUAGAGAAAGAUCUCAACAAGAAACAGCAAGAGUUGGAGGAGGCCGUGAAUAAAUACGAACUCUUAGAAGAGGAGCACAUAAACGUGAGGAUGAAGCUCCAGGAGGAGAAGGAGCGCGCCGAAGGCAGCGCUAAACAGAGUCGACGUGAUUACGAACGAGUCAACAUGGAGUUGACGGCUCUUCGCGAAAGUGUCCAAAGUCGGCACGAUGCGCACACCAAGGAGAAGCUCGAAUUCCAGAGCUACAUCCACGAGAUCGAGAUGAAACUCAAGCGCUUCGGGGAAAGCGAGCACGAGAAACAAAAGAUCAAACACGCGCUCAAGGAUCGAGAAGCGCAGCUGGACGAAGUGAGGCGAAGCGAACGGAGCUUACGGGAAGAACGGGAAAGGCUCAAGACUCGGGUCGAUGAGCUGCAAAUGAAGGUCGGAGAGUUGGAGCGCGCCGAGCGUGGUCUUCGCACGCUGCAAGUGGGUAAUUCGCAGGAGAGCAGUGAGCUCAAGGCGAAACUUCAGCAUUCCGGACAUGCGCACAAGGCCGAACUUGCGGCGCUUCGAAGCGAAUACGAGGGCAAACUCGAAAUCAUGGGUGGUGAAGUUGACUCGAUGCAAGGUCAAAUCAUCUCGCUUGCGAGAGAGAGGGACUCGCUCAGGGAGCAGCUCGAAGAGGCGGCGAAGGAGCUGAACCGGCUGAAAUCGAAUGCGGUCCGCGACGAACGCGUCAAGAGCAGGGAAGCUGCGGAAAAUGCUUUCAAGAAGAUGGACGAGCUCCGUUUCCAAUCGCAAGAAGUAAAAAACCAAUUGGACCACACCCUCUCAGAAAACCGCAAAAUGAGAAUACAGAUGGACGCCGACAAAUCCUCUUUUGAGAUCCAGGUCGCCGCGCUGAAAUCCAAAUUGAAUCAGUACGAGGAAGCCAGGCUCCUGGAGACCUCCCGGGGUAGCAACAAGCUUUACGCGAAGACGAGGCUUGAGCUAGCGUGGGACAAAGAACGCCAAGAUCAGCAGAAAGUGCUACACGAUGCUCAGAGAAUUCUGCGCGACUUGAAAGAACGACUCCUGAGAGCGGAACACGAGAGAGAACAACAACGCGAGAUGUUGAACAAACAGAUGCAGAAGCAGAUGAGUGAGCUCAGCGAAGACCAAAUCACCAAGGAGCUUCUCGACCUCCAAGCCGAACUGGACGAGACCAAAGAGAACAUGCAUCGUUUGCGGCAUCAUUACGAGAGGUCUAAACGAGAGCGCGAACGACUGACGCACGAGCGCGAAGAACUCAAAGCGAGGACCCUCUGUAUGAAUGACGUACACUCAGAAACUCAAAGCAUGGCCCAAGACUUCGCUCGAAUCAUGGAAAUGAUGCAAGCCGACACCGAGUCGGCGAAGUCGAGACCAUUGCGACCAAGCAACAAAGAACAAGUUAAGAACGAGCUUGAGAAACUAGUCGGUCGCAUGGAGACCGUCACCAAACUCACCCUCCCCGCCGCUCAGAUAGCUCGGAAUCAAUCGUUCAAAAAAGCUGUGAGUGCCUCGGAUGUCAACCAAGCGCUGCCCGUGAUCAAGGCGCCGCCGAGAACUAAAUCCAAGAAAUGCAUGUCUCUCGGACAAGGAUUUGGUUCGGACCAGAAGAUCUGGGCGGGCUCCGGAGACAGUUUAGCCUCCGGUGUCUCUCUAGCAGGAUCUCAGACGUCCCUACAGAAACACACCGCGGGGUACGAUAGCGAUGCUUCAAUCGUAUCAGCUCCCGCGCGUCAUUACGGCCGAUCGGGAGUGCGUUUCGACUCUGAUAACGAUCUGAGUCAAGUGUCGGACUCCGAGGGACUUCCCGGCCAUAAGGUCGUGAGGAAGAAAACCUUGAAGGAACGGAUUAUGGGCAUGAAAGCGUCAACAUCGAAUCUAGACCUCACUUCUGAUUCUCGAUCGUCCAGAGGGGGGUCAUUGACGCGAACCUCGUCAGGAGAGUCGCCGCGGAGCGCUCUGAAGUAUGCCCCACCGAAACGAACGGACUCAAACAGCUCGUUUUCCGAAACGAGAGUUUAG